Salvia miltiorrhiza (redroot sage) is the source of this 1561-nucleotide messenger RNA. Its product is annotated as putative serine/threonine-protein kinase. Lineage: Eukaryota; Viridiplantae; Streptophyta; Magnoliopsida; Lamiales; Lamiaceae. The record is from RefSeq and is a predicted model, not a curated record. Gene Ontology annotation, molecular function: ATP binding; protein kinase activity. Bases 294 to 1403 code for a protein of 369 amino acids. The transcript has a single exon. Gene Ontology annotation, biological process: protein phosphorylation.
CAAUUAUUAUUUCGCAAAAGUUAUUCUGAUUUUGUUUAUUUUUCUUACAUUUGAUUUUUUUUUUUUUUUUUUUAAUAAUCAAAGCAAAGAGGGCAAAGUUGGAGCCAAAGCGUUGACGAGAGGCAGCUUGGUCUACACUGCAGAAUCCAAGUCUUCCUCUUUGAACAACUCUUUCUCUCUCCUCACCGUUAAUGGCGGCUCCCCCAUUUCCCCUCUCUUAGUCAAAAUCAAAAGAUCCAUCUCCUGCACUUCCCCUCUCUCUCUCAAUUUCACAAUCGCUUUAUUUCUUUCUCAUGGAUCGAACCCUUCAAGCAAUUCUGGCGGCCAUCGCCAGCUUCUUCGUGGUCAGCGUAAUCCUCGCCUCAAUCCUCAUCAUCUGCAAGAGCGAAUCGAAGCAGAGCAGCCGGCGCUCAUCGAUCCCGCAGAGCCGGGCCCGCAAUCUGGUAGCGCCGAAGCCGAACGCGGGGCCCGGGCCGGUGGCGAUCUGCGACAGCGCGACCUUCGACCCGAGCCUCCCGCACGUGUCGAUGCAGGAGCUGGUGGCGGCGACGCAGGGGUUCUCGAGCGAGCUGAUAAUCGGCGACGGCAGCUUCGGGCUGGUGUACAAGGCGCGGCUGAACUCGGGUGCCGUGGUGGCCGUGAAGAAGCUGUCCCCGGACGCGUUCCAGGGGCUCCGCGAGUUCCGAGCCGAGAUGGAAACCCUAGGCAAGAUCCAGCACCCCAACAUAGUCCGGAUGCUGGGGUUCUGCGCCACGGGUCAGGAUCGGCUGCUCAUCUACGAGUUCAUCGAGAAGGGCAGCCUCGACCAAUGGCUGUACGACACGUCCGACCGAGAGCAGGAGCCCCUCUCCUGGCUCACGCGCCUCAACAUCGUCAGAGGCGUCGCCGACGGCCUCGCCUUUAUGCACCACAAACUCGAGACGCCCAUCAUCCACCGCGACAUCAAGGCCAGCAACAUCCUACUGGACGCCGACUUCCAGGUCCACAUCGCCGACUUCGGCCUCGCCCGCCGGAUCGAGGCCUCCCACUCGCACGUCUCCACGCAGGUGGCCGGGACCAUGGGCUACAUGCCCCCCGAGUACCUCGAUGGCGCCACCACGGCCACCAUGGCCGGCGACGUCUACAGCUUCGGGGUGCUCAUGCUCGAGGUCGUCACCGGGCGCCGCCCCAGCUUCCCCUUCCCCGGGGAGGACGGCCGGGAGGUCAGGCUCGUCGAGUGGGUCAAAAGGAUGGCGGGGAUGGGCCGCUAUCUGGAAAUGGUGGAUGCCUGCAUUGCUAAGGAGGAUCUUCACCCAACCAAGGUGGAACAGAUUUUCCAAAUUGGGGUCAACUGUGCUGAUGAGAAGAGCAGAAAUAGGCCUACUAUGAAUCAACUACUUGAUCACUUCAAUCUCAUUUUGUAAAUACCUUCUUCUCCAUUGGUGUUCAUUUUUUUUGCAAAUGCAGGAUUCUUUGGCACCAUAUUUUUUUUUUGAAUUUGCACUAUUCAAACAUCAAAUAUAUAUAUUGUUGAGUUUUUUUGGUAUGCAAUUUAACCAACUCUUUGUUGAUUAGCAGUUAA